AUGGAGACCCACGUCCAGCAGCACCUCAACACUAAGUGGACCACCUGCAGCCGGAAGCUGCUCAAGGACGGGCACAAUUUCUUCGUGCGCGGCGUCAACUACGCGCCCACACCCAUCGGCCGCCCCGGACGACUGGACAUGCUGGGCGAACCCACCAUCUUCCUGCGCGACCUGCAGAACCUGCGGCUCAUGAACGCCAACGCCGUCAAGACGUACGACUUCUACAGCUACGUGCAGCACAAGGACUACCUGGACGCCGCCUUUAACGACAACGUGGACCCGGUCUACACCAUCUUCUCCAUCUGGAUCGACCAGAGCGUCAUGGAGCCGGCGCUGCUCGAGAGCAGCCCCGAGUUCCAGCACUUGGUGCGCGAGUACUACCUCAUGGCCAAGGAGACGGGCGGUCACCCGGGCGUCAUGGGCUACUCCAUUGGCGGUGAGAUGAACAGCAUCACUGUGAUCCAGGACAAGACCUUCUGGAGCAAGUUCUCCGCGCUCACGAGCGCCGUCCGCCGCGGUCUCAAGGAGAAUAACAACGCUCAGAAGAUCAUCACCACGACCUUUGUGGAUGACGGAGGCGCGAGCUUCAUUGCUGGCGAGAAGUUCAAGGCUGAUGUCGACAUGUGGGGAUCCAAUGUCUACCAGUCGGACUAUCCGGGAUCCGUGAUUCCCAAGUUCCAAGCUGUGCCGGGCAGCAAACCAUUGCUGGUCUCGGAAUACGGCUAUCCUUACAGCAGCUCUCACGGAGUUGGAAGCUACAUGCAGCUCAACUACGUCGCCGAUCAACUCACGCAGCAGACGCUCGCCAUGCAGAACAACUUCCAGCUCACAGACGGCGUGGAUGAGCAAGUUAUCGUCGGUGGAUUCGUGUUCGAGUACAGUGACGAGUGGUGGAAGGCUGGCAACCCCGACGAGCACAACCUGGGACUCGUCAAGAACAGCCAGUUCCCGCUGGGAUACCUGUCGGAAGAGUACUUUGGUCUCUUCAGCGCAUCGCGCGCAACGCCCGACGACCCAGAGGUCGACGCCUCGACAUCGCCCAAUGUGCUCAAGGCGAGACCGACCGUGUCGCUGCUCACGGAGAUUUGGGGCAACGGAUCCCUGGCGACGGAGGGGAAGCUGAUCACGGACUGCAAGGCCCACGUCGAGCCAGUGACAAUCGCUGCCACCUCGAACAAUGUGGUGUCCAAUGCAGAGACUGCGUCCUCCGCCUCGUUUGGCGACUUCAUGGUGCUGGGCCUGCUUGGAGGUGUGUUCUUCUUCCUGCUGGUUGCCAUCCGCACGAGCGCGCGUCGGAUGAAGUACCAGAAACUGUCUCCGCCGUCGUCGACCCGCACGGUUUGGGGGUCGACGCGUUACCAGUCUGGGCCCGCUACGGAGUCGUCGCUGCUGGCUCAUGACAUUGAUCACCAAGUGGUUUAG
Molecule: messenger RNA, 1422 nt
Organism: Phytophthora sojae
Lineage: Eukaryota; Oomycota; Peronosporomycetes; Peronosporales; Peronosporaceae
Exons: 1
Coding region: 1-1422 (473 amino acids)
Source: RefSeq, a predicted model, not a curated record